AUGUUAUUUUUCUUACAAUUUUUGUCAAUCUCAACAGUCGUUUUGGCUGCGAAAACCAUUCUUCUUACCAAUGAUGAUGGCUGGGCAUCGACAAAUAUUAGAGCUACGUACCGAGAUUUGAAGUCGGCAGGAUAUGACGUAAUAUUGGUAGCCCCAGUGUCUCAACGGUCAGGUUGGGGUGGAAAGUUUGAUGUUCCACAAACAAAGGAGUUGCUAAACGACGGGGAAUUCGGAUACGUUAAAAAAGGAGCCCCUUCCUGGGGACAAGAUCAAGAUGAUAAAAAUAUAUGGUACUUUAAUGGGACCCCUUCUUCAUGUGUGUCAUUUGCAUUGGAUUACCUCUUCCCCGAAUAUUAUAGUGAUAAAACCAUUGAUUAUGUAUUUGCCGGACCAAAUGAAGGUCCAAACUUAACCCCAGGGUUCUUCACUGUCUCAGGUACCAUGGGCGCAACUUAUUCAGCCAUUUACAGAGGAAUUCCUGCAGUUUCAUUCAGUGGAUCAGAUUUCAAUAACUCCUUCUUUAAGGAUUCUCUUAAUAAUGAUGAAUCGAAUCCAGCAAAUAUAUACGCUAAAAAGGUUGUUGAAAUCGCACAAAAACUCUCAAAUGCAAGCACACCAUUACCACCAAGAACCGGAUUGUCCAUCAACUUCCCGAAAGUGGGGACUCUUAAGUCAUCUUGUACCAACCCAGUAUGGCAAUAUACCAGAGUAGAUGGCUCAUGCAUAUUCCAACAGAACAUGGCCUACAAUAAGGAUUCUGGACUUAUGAAACUCGGAGUAGAAUGCUAUGAUGUCCAGUCCGGCUACAAAGUGGAUGAUUAUGGGUUAGCGGGAGAGUAUCUGGUUUACCUUGCUGACAAUUGUACUACUACAUUAAGUGUAUUCUCUACAGAGUAUGAUGCUUCCCAAGACGAAAUUCAAACUAUCCACAAUAUUUUAAAUUUAGCAUAA
Molecule: messenger RNA, 951 nt
Organism: [Candida] anglica
Lineage: Eukaryota; Fungi; Ascomycota; Pichiomycetes; Serinales; Debaryomycetaceae
Source: the annotation of a GenBank genome assembly